GUCAAAUGUCAAAUUGAAAAAAUAGAAUUUUGCCGAUGGGGUUUGUAGAAGUGCUUCCAUUUCAAUGAAAUGAUUCUUUUUCAAAUACUACAUUAUUAAUAGGUUUCUUGGCAUUACAAACUGUGAAUUACCGAAAUUGCCAUGUAUUCAGGAAGCGAUUCUAACGAGUCCCAAAAGUAUGCUCAGUCUCAGUGGCCGCUUAAUCCAGCAUCUUUUCAAAACGUACCGGGUGAACAAGUUGAUUGGGCAGUCUUAGCACAGCAAUGGAUUAUGAUGAAGGAGGCAGGUCCGCCUCCGAUGCCCACUGAACCCCCCGGAGUCUCUAGCAAGAAAAAACCUCACCGUGAAAAGGAACCAGAUUCAGGAAACGACAAAGAACCCCCGCCUCCACCUACGUGGAAUUCUAAUGAGACUGCUCCAGCACCAGGAACGGAAGCCUGGAAUUGGAAUAACCAAAACCAAUCGUGGAAUUGGAAUAAUAGUUGGACUUCUCCAGUUCCACCUCCGGCUCCUAGUAUUAGUGGAUUGAAAGCACCAUUGUUACCUACUCCUGUUAAUUCAUAUGCUGAGCCUCCUGAAACUAUUACUGAUAAUGCGGUACCUUUUGGCAGUAACGCUAAUUCUAAUAGUUCUCAUUACUGGAACAGCUCUUCAACUUCUUCAAAACACAUAAAACCACAUAACAAAAGGUACAGCAAAGUGAAUGUGCCUAUUAGACAAUCUGCAGCCCUUCCCCCUAUGCCAGUUUCAGCAGUUGAUCCAGUCACAUUAACUCCUGCAUCUUUGGAUACAGCUAAAAGAAAGCAAUUACCAGCCUGGAUCAGGGAAGGUUUGGAAAAAAUGGAGAAGGAGAAAUUAAAGCAAAUGGAAAAGCAGAAGGAGAAAGAAGAGAGGGAAACAUAUAUGGAACAAACUAAACAUUCUAAUAAAGAAACUAUGGAAAUUUUAAAAUCCACGAUGAAAGAAAGACAAAGAAGUAGAUUUGAAAGUGAUGGAGAAAACUCUGAUAAUGAAAACAAAGUUAAAAAAAAGAAUAAGUCUCCAGAACCAGUGCCAUUAACACAGGAGGAAUUGAUGUUGAAAGUGAGAAGGACAAUGACUGAAAUAUUACUAAAUGUGACAAAUCGCCAAAUAGAGGCAGUGUGUAAAGAGGAAUUGCAACGUUUUGUUAAAAAUCGCAAAGCUUCAGAAGCAGCCACAGCACCCAGCAGUGGUGCCACCAUUAGAGGUCGACUCGGACUGGGUAUGUACGGAGGAGACGAUUCUGGAAGUAGUUCAGAGGAUGAGAGAGAUAGAGGCAGUUACAGAGAUUCUGAUGAUGAGUUGAGGAAUUUAAUCAAGCGAAAAAUGAGCGAAUUUCAAAAGACCGAACGGGAGAUAGAAGAGAAAUUAGACGAAGCUGAAAGGCGGAAGGAAGGCAGCGCUAGCAGAUCACCAAGUCCGGAAUCCAACGAUAAUGAUUCACAGGUAGACGCUCGAAGUCAAGAUCGCAGAUAUUCCCAACACGAUAUGAGAGACGCGUCCCCCGUGUAUGAAAAACACAAAUCAAAAUCCAGUUCUUCAUCUUCGCAAGAAGAUAGCUCUUCUUCGGAUGAAUCGAAAAAUUCCUACAAAAGAUCAAAAAAGAGGUCGCCCACACCCGAAAGAAGACACUCACGAGUAGCUUCCUCUCGUUGGUCUAAGUCCCCUCCAUCGAGGAGAUCUACUAGACGGGACUCGAGUAGCCCGAUCAGAAGAGAUUCUAGAGGAUCAAGGAAGCAAUCGACGACGUCUUCUAAGCGAUCGAGGUCUAGAUCAUAUUCCAGAUCGCGCAGGUCUAGAUCGUCUUCGUACAGACGAUCAAAAAGAUCGAGAUCGCGAGACAAAUCGAGAAGAUCGAGAAGUUCGACUAGAAGCCGAUAUUCAAAAAGAUCACCUUCUAGUUCGAGAUCAGAUAGAAAGAGGAGGAGGCGCUCAAGGUCAGAUAGUAGCAGUAGGGGUAAGCGAUCUCACAGACAUUGAUCGACAAUCGAAUCCCAAAAGGUGUCAUGUGAGCACUGGGAAGUGCCUCUUCAGAAUGACAGUUCAAUGGUGAUAUUUAUGUAUAUUAUUAUAUAAAUUACAAGUGCACAUUUUAAUAAUUAGGUUUAAAGUAGUUUUUAGACUUCUUAAAAUUAUUGUAUAAUAUUAUGUCUUUUGUUAGAUUCGUAGGAAUCAAGUUUUACUAUUUAAACAAAACAUGUUGUCAAUGUUUGAUUCAAACAAAAGCAAAAUAGAUACAAAUGUUGAUUCCCAUCAAUAGGGAACUUGCACAUUUUUUUUAUUACAUAAUAAUAUUCAAUUUUGUUUAAAAAUGAUAUUUCCAAAAUUUCACGCUUUAAAAACUCAUAAUAUAGUUAAAGUAAUGAAGCUUAAAAUAGAACAAAACCUCGCAAUUUUUACAGAAUGGAUCGAUUUGCUUGAAAAUUUGAGAAUAAGUAGUGGGAGUAGUAGUCCAAGGAUCAAAAUCUAUAUCAUGCCGAAAGGCGCUUUUACCAUGGGGGUGGUUGCCACCCCAUCUGAAAUUUUGUAUUAUAUUUUAAUCACAAAAGUUGGUAAAAACGUUCAUUCUAAGAAAAAAACGUUCUAUACAUUUUUUUGAUAAAAUUGACAGUUUUCGAUUUAUUCGCUAUCGAAAGUGUUACGUUUUAUAUCUAAAAAAUCAAUGUUUUUAAUAAGUUUUCUGCUAAUAACUCCAAAAGUUUUCGUUUUAUCAAAACAACUUUACUUAACAAAAAUGUACCUUUCGAAAAAAUAAACAAAACCGUUUUUUUUUAAUUUUCUUUAGGACCAAUAGUAAUCAAGCUAUACUUUAUUAUAUGUUGGCUCUUCUUCGUCAAAUGCUAAAUAUUCUAGUUUCAAAGUCAAAAGUCGGGAAAACUGCAUUUUUCGAGGACAACUUGUUUAAACUAAUUUAAAGUACUU
This is a messenger RNA of Diabrotica virgifera virgifera (western corn rootworm), 2943 nucleotides long. RefSeq names its product arginine/serine-rich protein PNISR. The record is from RefSeq and is a predicted model, not a curated record. Gene Ontology annotation, molecular function: RNA binding. Bases 142 to 2001 code for a protein of 619 amino acids. NCBI's taxonomy places the organism in Eukaryota, Metazoa, Arthropoda, Insecta, Coleoptera, Chrysomelidae. The transcript is spliced from 11 exons. Gene Ontology annotation, cellular component: nuclear speck; presynaptic active zone.